Messenger RNA from Lobosporangium transversale, 5746 nucleotides. RefSeq lists its product as hypothetical. Gene Ontology annotation, molecular function: magnesium ion binding; ATPase-coupled intramembrane lipid carrier activity; ATP binding. The transcript has 6 exons. NCBI's taxonomy places the organism in Eukaryota, Fungi, Mortierellomycota, Mortierellomycetes, Mortierellales, Mortierellaceae. Bases 500 to 5710 code for a protein of 1736 amino acids. Gene Ontology annotation, biological process: phospholipid translocation. The record is from RefSeq and is a predicted model, not a curated record. Gene Ontology annotation, cellular component: plasma membrane.
CCUCAAGGAUCAUUCUGAUCCCCUCCAAACCCUUUCUUAUUCUUUCUCUCUACUUUCUCUUCCUCGCUCUCUCUCUCUCUCUCUCUCUACUCUCCUCUCUUUCUUCCUCUUUCUUGAUCUUUUUUUAUUUAUAUAUAUAUAUAUAUAUAAAUAUAAAAAAAAAACACACACACAAUCCAUUGACGCUUCAUUCCGCUCUGUCCCAGAGUGCCAUCAAUCUCUUCUCCAUUUCGUUUAAUUUGCUUUCUCUUAUUAUUUCUGCAUGUCCAUCUGCCUAUCAACCCAUCUGUCUUUUUAUCAGUCUUUCUAUUGACAUUACAUUUGUUUACAGUCUCAAGUCCCUUAAUCCAGUCAGUCUUUCAUUCUUUUGACUUUUGCUUUUUCAUACAUAUCGACACCCUGAUAUCCUGACAUCCUUGGUACGCAGGCACACAGGCACACAGGCACACAGACAUAGCAUAGCGCACACUGUUAUAUUGCUACUAUCGUCAUUGUCACCAUGGAAUUCGUUUAUCGCGCCAUCCCACACCGUGUGCGUCGUCUUUUCUCUCCAAAGCCAAAGGAGGGCGAAGGUCCAGAAGACAGUUAUCGUCUUCGUCGAAUGGAAUCACAUGCCUCCAUGACUGCCACAAAACGAAGACGCAUCUUCCUCAACUUGACACCAGAGUCAAUUGAAAAUGAUCUCGAUGCACCACAUGUGUCUAUACCUCAUUACCCAACUAACAAGGUUACAACUUCGAAAUAUGACCUGUUUUCGUUCAUACCCAAAAACCUGUUCGAGCAGUUCCGUCGUCUCGCUAAUCUGUAUUUUUUGUUCGUGGCAGGACUCUCAAUUGCACCUAUUCUUGGAGGGUUUGCGCCUUAUUUGACUUUCCUACCUCUCAUCUUCAUCAUCUCUGUCACAGCAAUCAGAGAUGCCAUCGAGGAUUGGAAGCGCCGGAAAUCAGACGAAGCAUUCAAUAACGCACCAGUUAUUCUCCUCCGAAAUUGGACAAAUACCAACAUUCACUCUAGGAGCUCAAGUAAACUACAGGCAAUUCAAUCCACCAUCAACAAUCUGUUCAGCUUCCUCAGUAGACCCUCCAAAUCACAUCUUCCUAAUCGUGCUGCCGCUAUCAAUGCUGCAGCCUUAACACCCGUUACACCAAGCGGACGCUCCGAUCAAAAUUCUUACUUUGAUGGUCAUUCUUCACAUGGUGCGGCAACGGAUGCCCAGGACUCUGCUGGCAGACCUAUCCGACGUAUCCGUCGCAACGUUCCUCAUUCUGUACUUAAUCAUACUGAAUCAUUCUCAGCAAAACACUCAACUGGCGCCAAGUGGCAGGAUUGUAUCUGGCAGGAUGUUAGAGUCGGAGAUAUCAUAUAUCUCAAAAAUGACGAUCCUAUCCCAGCAGAUAUGGUCAUUCUCUCCACAUCCGAGCCAGAUGCCUUGUGCUUUAUUGAAACCAAAAAUUUGGAUGGAGAAACCAACUUGAAAAUUCGUCGUGGAUUGACUGCUACCAAGGGACUCAAGACACCUGCAGACAUUGAAAGAGCAGCAUUUUAUGUAGAAUCAGAAGCCCCUCAUGCCAACUUGUAUUCAUAUCAGGGAGCACUCAAAUGGUUGGUUUCUGACGGAGCAGAUAUGCCUGCAGGAGAUCGUGUUGUUCACAACAAGACUGAAUCUAUCACCAUCAACGAAAUCUUAUUGCGUGGAUGUGUCUUGCGUAACACAGAGCACGUCAUUGGAAUGGUACUCUUCACAGGGGUCGAUACCAAGAUUAUGUUGAACUCUGGAGAUACUCCUAGCAAACGCAGUCGUAUUGAAAAGGACCUUAAUUUCCAUAUCGUCAUGAACUUUAUCAUCCUAUUUGCUCUCUCUAUUGGAUCUGCCAUUGCCAAUGGUGUUAUUUUCGCAGAUACUGCUAACAACUCUGGAACACUCUUCGAAUUCGGUGCAGAUGCAUCCACGCCAUUCAUGUCGGCCUUCGUUACUUUCUGGUCUUGUUUGAUUUUGUAUCAGAAUAUUGUACCGAUUUCCUUGUACAUUAGUAUUGAAAUUGUAAAGACAGCGCAGGCGUAUUUUAUUCACAAAGACAUUGAGAUGUACGACGAGCGUGUCAAUCAGGCAUGUAUCCCGAAAACAUGGAGUAUCUCUGACGAUUUAGGCCAGAUCGAAUACAUCUUUUCAGACAAGACAGGCACGCUGACUCAAAAUGUCAUGGAGUUUCAAAAAUGUACUAUCAAUGGACUUGACUAUGGUAUUGGCGAGACAGAUGCUACACGAGGGCAAAAGAUGACCGGUGAUGGAGAGUAUGAACCUAUGGAAUUCGAAUCUGAUGAUGACUAUAUCGCUAAAUUAAACAUGGAGCGCAUCAAAAUGAAGACAGCUAUGGAUCAGCUUUUUGAAAACAAGUAUUAUUCUGACAAGACGACUUUUGUGGACUCGGAUCUGUUUACAGAUAUGGCUGAUCCGACCUCGAAACAUGCCAAGGCGAUCAUGAACUUUUGGACAGCGGUUGCAGUCUGCCAUACUGUCAUUACAGAGCGUGAUGAUGAGGAUCCUUACAAGAUUGAGUACAAGGCUCAAUCACCUGAUGAAGCUGCAUUGGUUUCAACAGCCCGGGACGUUGGUUUUGUCUUCUUGGAGAAGAAGGGACCAGUUAUGCAUCUGGAAAUCAUGGGCCAACCACGGACGUAUAAGAUUUUGAACAUCUUGGAAUUCAACUCGAACAGAAAGCGUAUGUCGAUCAUCCUUCGGCCACCAGAAGGUGGUAUCGUGCUCGUCUGUAAAGGUGCGGACAGUGUUAUUUAUGAACGUCUGGACAAGGGCGAUGAGCAAAGCAAGCUGCGUGAAGACACUUUGGUUGAUCUAGAACGGUUCGCAAAUGAAGGUCUUCGUACCCUUUGCUUGGCUUAUCGUAAAAUCAGCGAGGAAGAGUAUGCAGAAUGGGUACUGGAGUAUGAUGAGGCCUGCAACACUAUUCAUAAUCGCGAUGAAAAUAUUGAAAAUGCUUGUGAGGGCAUUGAGCAUUCGCUACUUCUCUUGGGAGGCACUGCCAUUGAGGAUCGACUUCAGGUUGGCGUCCCAGAGUGUAUCGCACUAUUGUCCCGCGCUGGAAUCAAGCUCUGGGUUUUGACAGGAGAUAAGACGGAGACGGCCAUUAACAUUGGAUUUGCAUGCAAUCUACUUCAGAGGGACAUGAUCCUGAUCAUUAUUCAAGCGCAGGAUAAGGAAGACACGCGUGAGCAGCUUAUGAAGGCACUAGACAAAUUCUGGGGACGGGAGGCGGAGAAAGAUCCGUCUUUGACCAAUAGGUCGCAUGCAUUGGUUAUUGACGGAGAGACACUCAAAUAUGGCUUGUCGCCAUCACUGAAUGGUUUACUUCUGGAUGUCGGCAAACGCUGCAAGUCUGUCAUUUGCUGUCGUGUCUCACCACUGCAGAAGGCCAAAGUCGUCAGCAUGGUGAAGCGUGGGUUGGAUGUCAUGACUCUCUCCAUCGGAGACGGCGCCAACGACGUAUCCAUGAUCCAGGAGGCCAACAUUGGGAUUGGUAUUGCGGGAGAGGAAGGUCGUCAGGCCGUGAUGGCGUCCGACUUUGCUAUCGCUCAAUUCCGGUUCCUUUCAAAAUUGCUCCUCGUUCAUGGACGUUGGUCCUAUAUCCGAAUCUCAGAGAUGAUCUUGACAUUUUUCUACAAGAACGUCGUGUGGACCUUGACCAUCUUUUGGUUCCAAUUCUUCUCUGGCUUUACAGCGCUGCUGUUGUUUGAUUAUACCUUUGUGGUACUAUAUAACCUGCUGUUCACGUCUUUGCCAAUCAUGUUCAUGGGAGCGUUCGAUCAGGAUGUAGAUGCAAAGACCUCGAUGCAGUUCCCAGCGUUAUAUCUCCGUGGAAUCAAACAGAAGCACUUUACGCGCAGCAAGUUCUGGUUGUAUGUUCUAGAUGGACUUUAUCAAUCUAUCAUUUGCUUCUUCAUCCCAUGGUAUCUCUCGAACGAUAUCUACUCAAAUGGACAUAGUACCAAUGACCUAGUCUCUAUCGGAGCAUUGAUCUCUGCCUGCUCUGUUGUCGUUGCCAACUUGUAUGUGGGUCUCAAUAUGUUUCACUGGACCAAGAUGAUUUUCGCUGUGAUCUUUGGGUCAAUCAUUGUCUUUUUCCUCUAUUGCUGGGUGUAUGCCAACUUUUUCACAGUCGAGAACACGUUCUACGGCAUGGAUCAUAUUCUACUCUCCAGCCCUACUUUCUGGCUCGCUAUCGUGUUGUCAGUUGUUUUAACUAUGUUGCCUCACUAUGGCUACAAGUUUGCUCGCCAAUAUCUGAAGCCUAACGAUAUUAUCAUUGUUCGCGAGCAGCUGUACAGAGAGAAGCACCCUUCAAAGAAGGAGCGUCGUGCCAGAAAGUUGAAGGCCAUGGCUUUGCGUGAGAGUGAAUUGAACGGAACAACCAGUAGUUUUCACGAGACAGGCGUUCCUAGCCAUGUGCUCGGGGAUGAUGAUAUGGAAGACAACGAUUUAGAUCAAAUCCCCGUCAUUCGCAACUCUCCUACAAUCAUAUCACCAGACGAUCCAAAUGAGCACCAGCCAGGCGACAUUAGGCAGCGUCAGUCUAGCCCAUCAUCCAUGCUUAGCGUGGGUAAGAUGGAUGAACCAAGUUAUUUGAAGGGAAGCGCUGUUGCAGCUGAAGGACUAGCAGUGUCUUCAACAUCGCUUACGGCUCAACCACAGCGAGAGUUGGUUGGACGGAGACGUGUUAACAACAACAACACAAAUGCCACUGUAACGGCUGACACAUCCAUAGGGCAUAGUGAUAACAAUGGUGGUGGCAGUGAUAUGCUGGAGCCAACCAAUCGCAAGUUCGCUCAAGGUUAUCCCACCAUAUCAUUCUCAUUCAACCAAGAACUUGCCUCUGCGGCUGCAGCGGGCACUGCUGCUCAUGCUAGCACAGGGAUUGGAGCAGUGGAUAGGCCACGCAACAAACGCCAGAGUACACCCUCUGUUCCUGUAGGUGGGCCUAACUUUAGAUUUAUGGGGGAAGAUUCUCCAUCCUCUGGAUCUGGAUCUGCGUCGAAUCGACCUGUCAGUCAUAAAUCUGGUCAUACUGGAUUUGCAUUUUCAACUGACGAUGCAUCAGCGUUUGUGUAUUCACACUUGAACCGGGUACACAGUGCAAGUGCAGAUGAGCGAGUGUCAGCUGCUAAAGCCAGACGAGCUUCGCGACGAUACCAAGUAGGAAGGAAUAGUAUCGAUGGAAGCGAGGUUGGAUCUGGAUCUCAUCCUAGCUCGCCUGUAAUAGCGUCAGGAUUUGGAUAUGAUUCUCACGAUAGAGUGUCUCCAGAAGUAAGGUCGCCGUUUGAUGACAGUAAUGAAGUAGAUUCAUCAUCACAGCCAACUAUUGGAGAUGCUACAGGUAUUGAUAGUGGACGGCGCGAAUCUCUAACCCGGCGACCCCGAGGACUCAGUCGAUCGAUGACUGCGCCCGAUAUUCCUGUCACUGAGCUAGGAGCCAUAUUAAAGCAACAGCAGAAGGAUAUGGAGUUGGGAAUAGAAAGACUGUCGAAGGCGGAGGCAUCUGUAAAAGCAGCAGCAAAAGCACAGCAGCGACAGAGCGUACAGAAGGUGAGAUUCCAGGGUGCACCUGAGGAUGAGGACGAAAAAGAGAAAGAGCCGAAUCCAUCAGCAGCAGGCUCUGGAUCUGGAUCUGCACGUCGAGAAUCAUCGAAAGAGAAAUAGUAAUACAAAUAAAUAAAAAUAUAAAAUGAGAUCGAU